Mustela erminea (ermine) is the source of this 7538-nucleotide messenger RNA. It is a transcript of the gene ARID1B, whose product is annotated as AT-rich interaction domain 1B. The record is from RefSeq and is a predicted model, not a curated record. The coding region runs from base 162 to 7376 and encodes 2404 amino acids. The transcript has 21 exons. Gene Ontology annotation, cellular component: nucleoplasm; SWI/SNF complex; nBAF complex. Lineage: Eukaryota; Metazoa; Chordata; Mammalia; Carnivora; Mustelidae. Gene Ontology annotation, biological process: positive regulation of DNA-templated transcription; chromatin remodeling; regulation of transcription by RNA polymerase II. Gene Ontology annotation, molecular function: DNA binding; nucleosome binding.
CGUGCCUCCCGGUUCGGCUCCGGCGGGGCCUGCGGAGGGGGAGGGGGCUCGCUCGAUUCCCGUCGGGGCGUGUGGAUGCGCACAGGAGGGGCCGCUGACUAAAAAGUGGGUUUUAUUGUCUCCCCCCGCCCCCCGCCCGGCCUGGCCACGCCGCGGCGAUCAUGGCCGCGCGGGCAGCAGCGGCGGCGGCGGCGGCGGCGCGGGCGCGGGCGGGCAGCGGCGAGCGGCGGGCGCCUCCCGGGCCGCGGCCGGCGCCCGGGGCCCGGGACCUGGAGGCGGGGGCGCGCGGCGCGGCGGCGGCGGCACCGGGACCCAUGCUGGGGGGCGGCGGCGACGGCGGCGGCCUGAAUAAUGUGCACCACCACCCCCUGCACCCCCGUCACGAACUGAACAUGGCCCAUAACGCGAGCACGGCGGCCGCCGCCGCCAGCACGAACAGCGCCAAGAGCGGCGGCUCCGAGGCGGCUCUCAAGGAGGGUGGAAGCGCCGCCGCGCUGUCCUCCUCCUCCUCCGCGGCGGCGGCGGCGUCCUCCUCUUCCUCCUCGUCGGGCCCGGGCUCGGUUAUGGAGACGGGGCUGCUCCCCAACCACAAACUGAAAACCGUUGGCGAAGCCCCCGCCGCACCGCCCCACCAGCAGCACCACCACCACCACCAUGCCCACCACCACCACCACCAUGCCCACCACCUCCACCACCACCACCACGCACUACAGCAGCAGCUAAACCAGUUCCAGCAGCAGCAGCAGCAGCAGCAGCAGCAGCAGCAGCAGCAGCAGCAGCAGCAACAGCAGCAGCAGCAGCAGCAGCAGCAACAGCAGCAGCAGCAACAUCCCAUUUCCAACAACAACAGCCUCGGCGGCGCGGGCGGCGGCGCGGCUCAGCCGGGUCCCGACAUGGAGCAGCCGCAACAUGGAGGCGCCAAGGACAGUGCCGCGGGCAGCCAGGCCGACCCCCCGGGCCAGCCUCUGCUGAGCAAGCCGGGCGACGAGGACGACGCGCCGCCCAAGAUGGGGGAGCCGGCGGGCGGCCGGUUCGAGCACCCGGGCCUGGGCGCCCUGGGCGCGCAGCAGCCGCCGGUCGCCGUGCCCGGGGGCGGCGGCGGCGGUGGCGGCGGCGGCAGCGGCCCGGCAGCCGUCUCGGAGUUUAAUAAUUACUAUGGCAGCGCUGCCCCUGCUAGCGGCGGCCCCGGCGGCCGCACUGGGCCUUGCUUUGAUCAACAUGGCGGACAACAAAGCCCCGGGAUGGGGAUGAUGCACUCCGCCUCAGCCGCCGCCGGAGCCCCCAACAGCAUGGACCCCCUGCAGAACUCCCACGAAGGGUACCCCAACAGCCAGUACAACCAUUAUCCGGGCUACAGCAGGCCCAGCGCGGGCGGCGGCGGCGGCGGCGGCGGCGGCGGCGGAGGAGGAGGAGGAGGAGGAGGAGGCAGCGGAGGAGGAGGAGGAGGAGGAGGAGGAGCAGGAGCGGGAGCUGUGGCGGCGGCGGCCGCGGCGGCGGCGGCAGCAGCAGCAGGAGGCGGCGGCGGCGGCGGCGGCUAUGGGGGCUCGUCCUCGGGGUACGGGGUGCUGAGCUCCCCCCGGCAGCAGGGCGGCGGCAUGAUGAUGGGCCCCGGGGGCGGCGGGGCCGCGAGCCUCAGCAAGGCGGCCGCCGGCGCAGCGGCUGGGGGCUUCCAGCGCUUCGCCGGGCAGAACCAGCACCCGUCGGGGGCCACUCCGACCCUCAACCAGCUGCUCACCUCGCCCAGCCCCAUGAUGAGGAGCUACGGCGGCAGCUACCCCGACUACAGCAGCCCCAGCGCGCCACCGCCGCCGCCGCCGUCGCAGCCCCAGUCCCAGGCGGCGGCGGCGGGGGCGGCGGCGGGCGGCCAGCAGGCGGCCGCGGGCAUGGGCUUGGGCAAGGACAUGGGCGCCCAGUACGCCGCUGCCAGCCCGGCCUGGGCGGCCGCGCAACAAAGGAGCCACCCGGCGAUGAGCCCCGGCACCCCCGGCCCGACCAUGGGCAGAUCCCAGGGCAGCCCAAUGGAUCCCAUGGUGAUGAAGAGACCUCAGUUGUACGGGAUGGGCAGUAACCCUCAUUCUCAGCCUCAGCAGAGCAGCCCUUACCCAGGAGGCUCCUACGGCCCCCCAGGCCCACAGCGGUAUCCAAUCAGCAUCCAGGGUCGGACCCCCGGGGCCAUGGGAGGAAUGCAGUACCCACAGCAGCAGAUGCCCCCUCAGUACGGACAGCAGGGGGUGAGCGCCUACUGCCAGCAGGGCCAGCAGCCUUUCUACAACCAGCAGCCGCCGCCUCCGCACCUCCCCCCGCAGGCCCAGUACCUGCCGGCCCAGGCCCAGCAGAGGUACCCGCCGCAGCAGGACAUGUCUCAGGAAGGCUAUGGAACUAGGUCUCAACCUCCUUUGGCUCCUGGAAAACCUAACCAUGAAGACUUGAACUUGAUACAACAAGAAAGACCAUCAAGUUUACCAGUUGAAGUCUUGACCUCGGAGGAUACCGCCUUUGGACUCAAGGACCUGUCUGGCUCCAUCGAUGACCUCCCCACGGGAACGGAGGCAACUCUGAGCUCAGCAGUCAGUGCGUCUGGAUCCACGAGCAGCCAAGGGGAUCAGAGCAACCCGGCUCAGUCACCUUUCUCUCCACACGCAUCCCCCCAUCUCUCCAGCAUCCCUGGGGGCCCAUCGCCUUCUCCCGUCGGCUCUCCUGUGGGCAGCAACCAGUCCCGAUCUGGCCCGAUUUCUCCUGCUAGUAUUCCAGGCAGUCAGAUGCCUCCUCAGCCACCCGGGAGCCAGUCAGAAUCCAGCCCCCAUCCUGCCUUGAGCCAGUCACCAAUGUCACAGGAAAGAGGUUUUAUGGCAGGCACACAAAGAAACCCCCAGAUGUCUCAGUAUGGACCUCAACAGACAGGACCACCCAUGUCGCCUCAUCCUUCUCCUGGAGGCCAGAUGCAUCCCGGAAUCAGUAGCUUUCAGCAGAGUAACUCAAGUGGGACUUACGGUCCACAGAUGAGCCAGUAUGGACCACAAGGUAACUACUCCAGACCCCCAACGUAUAGCGGGGUGCCCAGUGCAAGCUACAGCGGCCCGGGGCCCGGCAUGGGCAUCAAUGCCAACAACCAGAUGCAUGGACAAGGGCCAAGCCAGCCAUGUGGUGCUAUGCCCCUGGGACGAAUGCCAUCAGCUGGGAUGCAGAACAGACCAUUUCCUGGAAAUAUGAGCAGCAUGACCCCCAGUUCUCCCGGCAUGUCUCAGCAGGGAGGGCCAGGAAUGGGGCCGCCAAUGCCAACCGUGAACCGUAAGGCACAGGAGGCAGCCGCCGCAGUGAUGCAGGCCGCUGCAAACUCGGCCCAGAGCAGGCAAGGCAGUUUUCCCGGCAUGAAUCAGAGUGGACUUAUGGCUUCCAGCUCUCCCUACAGCCAGCCCGUGAACAACAGCUCUGGGCUGAUGAACACCCAGGCACCCCCCUACAGCAUGACGCCCAACAUGGUGAACAGCUCAGCAGCAUCUAUGGGUCUUGCAGAUAUGAUGUCUCCCGGGGACUCCAAGCUGCCCGUGCCCCUCAAGGCCGACGGGAAAGAAGAAGGCACUCCGCAGCCCGAGAGCAAGUCGAAGGAUAGCUACAGCUCUCAGGGUAUUUCUCAGCCCCCAACCCCCGGCAACCUGCCAGUCCCUUCCCCAAUGUCCCCCAGCUCUGCUAGCAUCUCCUCAUUUCAUGGAGAUGAAAGCGAUAGCAUUAGCAGCCCAGGCUGGCCAAAGACUCCAUCAAGCCCUAAGUCCAGCUCUUCCACCACCACUGGGGAAAAGAUCACAAAGGUGUAUGAGUUGGGGAAUGAGCCAGAGAGAAAGCUAUGGGUCGACAGAUACCUCACCUUCAUGGAAGAGAGAGGCUCGCCCGUCUCGAGUCUGCCCGCCGUGGGCAAGAAGCCCUUGGACCUGUUCCGGCUCUACGUCUGCGUCAAAGAGAUCGGAGGUUUGGCACAGGUUAAUAAAAACAAGAAGUGGCGUGAGCUGGCAACCAACCUAAAUGUUGGCACUUCAAGCAGCGCGGCAAGCUCCCUGAAAAAGCAGUAUAUUCAGUACCUGUUUGCCUUUGAGUGCAAGAUAGAGCGUGGGGAGGAGCCCCCGCCGGAAGUCUUCAGCACGACGGACACCAAGAAGCAGCCCAAGCUCCAGCCGCCCUCUCCUGCUAACUCAGGAUCCUUGCAAGGUCCACAGACCCCCCAAUCCACUGGCAGUAACUCGAUGGCAGAAGUUCCAGGUGACCUGAAGCCCCCGACCCCAGCCUCCACCCCUCAUGGACAGAUGACCCCGAUGCAAGGUGGAAGAAGCAGCACGGUCAGUGUGCACGACCCGUUCUCUGACGCCAGCGACUCGUCGUUCCCGAAGCGGAACUCCAUGACUCCGAGCGCCCCCUACCAGCAGGGCUUGAGCAUGCCGGACGUGAUGGGAAGGAUGCCCUACGAACCCAACAAGGACCCCUUCGGUGGAAUGAGAAAAGUGCCUGGAAGUAGUGAGCCCUUUAUGACUCAAGGACAGAUGCCCACUAGCAGUAUGCAGGACAUGUAUAACCAAAGUCCCUCUGGAGCGAUGUCCAGUCUGGGCAUGGGGCAGCGGCAACAGUUUCCCUAUGGAGCCGGUUACGAUCGAAGGCAUGAACCUUACGGGCAGCAGUACCCAGGCCAAGGCCCUCCCUCAGGACAGCCGCCAUAUGGAGGACACCAGCCCGGCCUGUAUCCGCAGCAGCCGAAUUACAAACGCCAUAUGGACGGCAUGUACGGGCCUCCAGCCAAGCGGCACGAGGGAGACGUGUACAACAUGCAGUACGGCAGCCAGCAGCAGGAGCUGUACAACCAGUACGGGGGCUCCUACUCGGGCCCGGACAGGAGGCCCAUGCAGGGCCAGUAUCCGUACCCCUACAACAGGGAGCGGAUGCAGGGCCCAGCGCAGAUGCAGCCGCACGCCAUCCCGCCGCAGAUGAUGGGCGGCCCGAUGCAGUCGACCUCCAGCGAGGGGCCGCAGCAGAGCAUGUGGGCGACGCGCAACGACCUGCCUUACCCCUACCAGAGCCGGCAGGGCCCUGGCGGCCCCGGCCAGGCGCCGCCCUACCCAGGCAUGAACCGCACGGAUGAUAUGAUGGUACCCGAUCAAAGGAUCAACCACGAGAGCCAGUGGCCUUCUCACGUCAGCCAACGUCAGCCUUAUAUGUCCUCUCCCGCCUCCAUGCAGCCCAUCACGCGCCCGCCUCAGUCAUCCUACCAGACGCCGCCGUCACUGCCAAACCACGUCUCCAGAGCCCCCAGCCCCGCCUCCUUCCAGCGCUCCCUGGAGAGCCGCAUGUCCCCCAGCAAGUCUCCCUUUCUGCCCUCUCUGAAGAUGCAGAAGGUCCUGCCCACCGUCCCCACGGCCCAGGUCACGGGGCCGCCCCCCCAGCCGCCCCCCAUCCGAAGGGAGAUCACCUUUCCCCCUGGCUCCGUCGAGGCAUCACAGCCAGUCUUGAAACAAAGGCGAAAGAUUACCUCAAAAGAUAUCGUUACUCCUGAGGCCUGGCGUGUGAUGAUGUCCCUUAAGUCAGGUCUUCUGGCUGAAAGUACUUGGGCUCUGGACACUAUUAACAUCCUCCUAUAUGAUGACAGCACCGUCGCCACCUUCAGUCUCUCCCAGUUGUCCGGAUUUCUCGAACUUUUAGUAGAGUACUUUAGAAAAUGCCUAAUUGACAUUUUUGGGAUUCUUAUGGAAUAUGAAGUGGGUGACCCCAGCCAAAAAGCCCUUGACCACAGUGCGGUGAAGAGAGACGACAGCCAGUCGUGGGCCGACGAUUCCGGGAAAGAGGAGGAAGAGGCCGAGUGUGUCGAGGAGGAGGAGGCCGACGAGGAGGACGAUGAGGAGGACAGCGGGAAGACCGAGGCGGAGGAGAGCGGCGCGGCUCUGGCCUCUCCCAGCGCCCCCGCGGACGCCAAGGAGAAGCCCAGGCAAGCGAGUAAGUUCGACAAGCUGCCGAUAAAGAUCGUCAAGAAGAACAACCUGUUCGUGGUCGACCGGUCCGACAAGCUGGGCCGCGUGCAGGAGUUCAGCAGCGGGCUUCUGCACUGGCAGCUCGGCGGGGGCGACACCACCGAGCACAUCCAGACUCACUUUGAGAGCAAGAUGGAAAUCCCUCCUCGGCGGCGUCCGCCGCCCCCCGGGAGCUCCACGGGCAGGAAGAAAGAGCAGGAAGGCAGAGGCGAGGCUGACGAGCAGCAGGAGAAGAGCAUCAUCGCGACCAUCGAUGACGUCCUGUCCGCUCGGCCGGGGGCGCUGCCGGAAGACGCGCACCCCGGUACCCAGACCGAGAGCAGCAAGUUCCCCUUCGGGAUCCACCAAGCCAAAAGUCACCGGAACAUCAAGCUGCUGGAGGACGAGCCACGGAGCCGAGACGAGACUCCUCUCUGCACCAUCGCGCACUGGCAGGAUUCUCUGGCCAAGCGCUGUAUCUGUGUGUCGAAUAUUGUCCGUAGCUUGUCUUUUGUGCCUGGCAACGACGCCGAAAUGUCCAAACAUCCAGGCUUGGUGCUGAUCCUGGGGAAGCUGAUCCUUCUUCACCACGAGCAUCCGGAGAGAAAGCGAGCGCCGCAGACCUACGAGAAAGAGGAAGACGAGGACAAGGGGGUGGCCUGCAGCAAGGAUGAGUGGUGGUGGGACUGCCUGGAGGUCUUGAGGGAUAACACGCUGGUCACGUUGGCCAACAUUUCCGGGCAGCUAGACUUGUCUGCUUACACAGAAAGCAUCUGCUUGCCGAUUUUGGAUGGCUUGCUGCACUGGAUGGUUUGCCCGUCGGCAGAGGCACAAGACCCCUUUCCCACGGUGGGACCCAACUCUGUCCUGUCGCCUCAGAGACUUGUGCUGGAGACCCUCUGCAAACUCAGCAUCCAGGACAAUAACGUGGACCUGAUCUUGGCCACGCCUCCAUUUAGUCGUCAGGAGAAAUUCUAUGCUACGUUAGUUAGGUACGUGGGAGAUCGCAAAAACCCAGUCUGUCGAGAAAUGUCCAUGGCGCUCUUAUCGAACCUGGCCCAAGGGGACGCGCUGGCAGCACGGGCAAUAGCUGUGCAGAAGGGGAGCAUUGGAAACUUGAUAAGCUUCCUAGAGGACGGGGUCACCAUGGCCCAGUACCAGCAGAGCCAGCACAACCUCCUGCACAUGCAGCCCCCGCCUCUAGAACCACCAAGCGUGGACAUGAUGUGCAGGGCAGCAAAGGCUCUGCUGGCCAUGGCCAGGGUGGACGAGAACCGCUCGGAGUUCCUCCUGCACGAGGGCCGGUUGCUGGACAUCUCGAUAUCCGCCGUCCUGAACUCUCUGGUCGCGUCUGUCAUCUGUGACGUACUGUUUCAGAUCGGGCAGUUAUGACACCCGUGAGAAGGCAGCAUGUGUGCGUGAAGACUGGAGGCUCCCGUGUAACUGGCUGUUUUCUGUUCUUGUUUAUCCAGCGUAGGAAGAAGGAAAAGAAAAGCUCUGCUCCUCUGCCCCAUUCACUAUUUACCAAUUGGGAAUUAAAGAAAUAAUUAAUUC